GUCAAAAGUUAAGGUGUUUUGAAGAUGAUCGAUUUAAGAAUAUUUUUGUGGUUGGCUAGUUUAGUGUUCUUGGGACCUAUAUCUUCAUUGUCGCCUAAGGAUGUGGAUUGGUGCGAAAUUGAAAAGUAUCAUUGCAAAAACGCUCAUCAUGUUGCAUGUUUAGACCCAAAAACCGACGAUAAUUUUUUCCCUUCUGUAAAAUUAAUUGAUUCAACCGAAGAAUUUAAGCAGAAACUACUGAAACAGAUAAAUGAUAAUCGAAAUGAACUUGCUGCAGGAACGUUUCCGGGUAUCCCAUAUCAAGCGUCAAGAAUGAUGAAGGUAGAUUGGAGUGAAACUAUGGAAUAUUUAUCACGAGCUGAAUUACAGAGACGCAAUUCGUCAAAUUAUUGCCGAAUAUCAAGCAAUGGAGCAUUGGAUGAUACUGUUGAAACAUUUUCUGCAAAGCUUCCAAAUCUCUUUAUUAGUAAUAAAAAUCAACUUGAUAGUUUUUUCGAUUACUUCAUUAGCCUUAUAUUUUACUCAGUGUUUGCGCGGACUAAAAUCCAAAAAUAUAAUUUAGUAGAUAUAAAAGCGAAUACUGUAGAAUUGUAUAAACUUUUUGAAAAUAAUACUGUUAACGGAGCAUCUUUCACUGACCAAUAUCUAUAUGGAAUAGGUUGUGCCUUUUCAAUUCUACCUUCUUUUGAAGAUUCUCCAAAUAGAACCGACAAUGAUCAAGAGCUGAAUUCUAAAUUUCUUUGUACACUUCAGCACAGAUUCAAUUACAAUUAUACAUAUAAAAUUGGUCCACCUUGCUCUGAGUGUAAUUUACUGAAAAUGCGCUGUAGUAAGUAUUACCCAAAUCUUUGCGAGAAAUACGAUGAAGAAUCUGAAAAAGUAGAUAUUCACAGUAAAAUUGGAAGUGGAUCACUGGCCAAUAAAACUUUCGGAGUAUUAAUUAUUUUGCUGAGUGGUUUUGUAAUUCAUCACGGUAUAAACUGAUCGUGAUUACUAAACUUUUGGGAAUUUAAGAAUUUUCCAACACAGAAGACACAAUUCAUGUAUUAUUAUAAAUUGACAAUAAUAGGGUCAUCCCUUUUACAAUUGUGAAAGAAAAAAAAUAUU
Molecule: messenger RNA, 1107 nt
Organism: Phlebotomus papatasi
Lineage: Eukaryota; Metazoa; Arthropoda; Insecta; Diptera; Psychodidae
Exons: 2
Coding region: 25-984 (319 amino acids)
Source: RefSeq, a predicted model, not a curated record